UUCACCAACGUCAUCCUCGCCGUUCGAAACCACUCACUCGUAUUUACAAAGCGAAGCUGGUUCACAAUGCCAACUCGGAUACCUCAUCCCAUGCGUGCGCUGUCUCGUUCUGUAAAGCGACAACCUGUCGCCAGCGCGAGCUUAGACAAGGCUACCAUUAGACAGUAUCACGCCUCCGUUCUUCCUUCUCUUAUUUCGACGACAUCUCCUGAGUUUCAAGAGAACACGCAGGGAAUGGAAUCUCUGAUUCAGAAUUUAGACAUGGAGACAGCCCAAGUGAGGAUGGGUGGUGGAACGAAAGCCAUUGAAAGGAUGCGGAGUAAGGGGAAGAAGUUGCCGAGGGAGAGGCUCGCCUUAUUACUAGACCCUCAUACUCCCUUCCUUGAGCUGUCUUCACUGGCCGCACAUGGCGUCUACCCCGAGUCUGUACCUGGCGCUGGUAUUAUCACCGGCAUAGGAAGAAUAUCCGGACGUGAAUGUAUGGUUGUUGUCAACGAUGCGACUGUAAAGGGAGGGUCAUACUACCCGCUUACAGUGAAGAAGCAUCUGAGGGCGCAGGAGAUUGCAAGGGAGAAUGGACUGCCUUGCGUUUAUGUAGUUGAAUCCGGAGGAGCCGCACUCCCCCAUCAAGCCAACGUGUUUCCCGACAAAGAACACUUCGGUCGAAUAUUUUACAACAUGGCGCAGAUGUCAGCGAUGAACAUACCUCAAAUCGCCAUCGUACAUGGGAUCUCUGUUGCAGGUGGUGCAUAUGUUCCUGCAAUGGCCGACGAGACAAUCAUCGUCCGCAACCAAGGAAGGAUAUUCCUCGCAGGCCCGCCUUUAGUGAAGGCUGCGACGGGAGAGGAGGUCGACGAGGAGACCCUAGGUGGCGGAGACAUGCACGCACGAGAAUCCGGUGUAGUCGACCAUCUCGCACGAGACGAUGCACAUGCAAUUGCUAUCGCGAGGGGAAUAGUGGGCGAUCUUGGGGCUGCAGGGUCUAGAGGUGGCAUGCCGACGCAACCUUCUGAAUUGCCAUUAUAUCCAGCAAGUGAGCUUCAUGGAAUAGUGGGCACUGAUCUGAGAAGACCAUUCGAUAUGAGGGAGGUGAUCGCCAGGCUGGUGGAUGGGAGUCGGUUCAGGGAGUUCAAGAAGGAAUACGGCAGUACGAUCAUCACUGGUUUCGCACAUAUCCAUGGCUUCCCAGUUGGUAUUCUCGCCAAUUCUGGCACCCUAUUCAGUCCUGCUGCCCUGAAAGCGACACAUUUCAUAGAGCUGUGCUCGCAAAGGGGCAUCCCGCUAUUGUUCUUAGUAAAUGUCGCUGGUUACAUGGUCGGUAGUAAAGCUGAGAAGGGAGGGAUAGCGAAGGAUGGUGCGAAGAUGGUGCGCGCUGUUGCGUGUGCAAACGUACCUAAGUUGACCGUCGUGGUUGGCGGGACAUUUGGUGCAGGGAACUACGGAAUGUCUGGCAGAGCGUACUCCCCGCGGUUUAUGUGGAUGUGGCCAAACGCGAAGAUAGGCGUGAUGGGCUCUUCACAACUCUCAUCGGUCAUGCAGACCGUCUCGCGCGACCCCUCCCAACAUUCAACGCUCUCUGAUCAAAUCGAAGAACAAUCUACCGCCCUAUACGCUACUGCACGUCUAUGGGACGACGGGAUCAUCAAACCUACAGAGACGAGGGACGUGCUUGGGUUGGCUUUAGGAGUGGUCAAUGGCGCGCCGGGCGGUGGUGCAGCGGUUAGUGGUGUCGGUGGUGUCGGGCUGGGUUUGGGGAUGAAGGCGGGGGUGUAUCGGAUGUGAGGACAAUCUGAGGUACGGCGGAAGGACUUGAAGAGGACGUACACUGCCAAGUACAUGUGAUAUAUCUGUAAAGUAAAGUAUGUAAUUUGACGAAAGUGCGC
Stereum hirsutum FP-91666 SS1 is the source of this 1883-nucleotide messenger RNA. RefSeq names its product carboxyl transferase. The coding region runs from base 67 to 1782 and encodes 571 amino acids. Gene Ontology annotation, molecular function: methylcrotonoyl-CoA carboxylase activity. Gene Ontology annotation, cellular component: methylcrotonoyl-CoA carboxylase complex; mitochondrion. The transcript is spliced from 14 exons. Gene Ontology annotation, biological process: L-leucine catabolic process. Lineage: Eukaryota; Fungi; Basidiomycota; Agaricomycetes; Russulales; Stereaceae. The record is from RefSeq and is a predicted model, not a curated record.